Molecule: messenger RNA, 1227 nt
Organism: Chaetomium globosum CBS 148.51
Lineage: Eukaryota; Fungi; Ascomycota; Sordariomycetes; Sordariales; Chaetomiaceae
Exons: 2
Coding region: 1-1227 (408 amino acids)
Source: RefSeq, a predicted model, not a curated record
AUGAAAUUCACUCUGGGGCUGGGUCUGACAGCGGUGGCAUUUAUUGCCAGUCUUGCCGAUGCCCAAAAGGAACCGCCAAAAGAACCGCCAAAGCCACCGCCGAAGCCGCCGGGGCCCAAGCCCCGUCCGUUCGGCACAUUUGGGGAAAAUGUCAUCUGGUGGCCCGAUGCCAACCAUACCAUCUUCUACCCCCGCAUCACUGAGCUCUCGGACGGUACCGUCCUCGCCACGGCCGGGCUGGACAGCUCGCCGAACGUCUUCCCCAUCUUCAGCUCCAGUGAUGGCGGGGCGUCUUGGAAAUGGAUUUCCAACAUGACGGACCAGGUCAAUGGGCUGGGCAUGAACGCACAGCCCGCGCUGGCCGAGCUCCCAUGGGCCGUCGGCAAGUUCCCUGCCGGCACCGUGUUGGCGAGCGGAAACAGCUGGGCCCGUGGGAACAGCACAAACAUCGAUUUGUACGCGAGCACGGACAAGGGACACACGUGGGAGUUUGUGAGCAAUGUGGCCCGGGGAAGCGGCCCCAACACCGAAAAUGGGAACCCAUGCAUCUGGGAACCCUAUAUCCUCCCUUACGAAGGCACCGUCGGCGUCUUCUACUCGGACCAGCGGGAUCCUCUCCACGCACAGAAGCUCGCCCACCAAAAAUCAACUGACCUCGUGAACUGGGGCCCCGUCGUCAACGACGUCGCCUACAAGACCUACACCGACCGCCCGGGGAUGACCGUCAUGGCCUACAUCCCCCCCAUGAAGAAGUGGAUCCUCGUGUACGAGUACCCCGGUACCCCCUCUCUCAACGCGAGCGGCGGCGAGAGCUGGAACGGCGACGCCUACCCGGUCUACUACCGCCUUGCGGCGUCCCCCUUCGAGUUCGACAACGACCGCGGCUACCCGAUCGUCAUCCGCGGCGUCCAGCCGGGUUCCAGCCCCUACGUGGUGUGGAGCCCCACGGGCGGGCCCAACGGGACCAUCAUCGUGAGCGACAACGACCACUCGGAUGUCUUCACCAACAGCUUUGGCGGCCAGCCCGACCGGUGGGAGGCGCACGAGACCCCGCAAAUGAACGCUUACAGCAGGGCCCUGCUCGUGCCGGCCAAGUACCCGGACCAUCUCAUGAUCUUGGGUGCGGCCAGGUAUUCGAGGACGGUGCAUAGGCCACUGUCUAUCAGUGUGGUUAGUGUCAAGGACCUGCUGAAGAAGAAGCCCAAUGAUGCGAAGCCUAUCUAUUGA